GAAUCAAUUCAUUCAACUUUUUUUUCCUAACAAGUCCCAAUUGAGAGGAAGCCUUCCCAUACUCAACCUGCCACUUCACGAUAUUCUUCCCGAUACCUAUCGUUGAGCAGUCAAAAUGGCACGCGGACCUAAGAAGCACCAGAAGCGCUUGAGCGCCCCCUCCCACUGGCUUCUCGACAAGCUGUCCGGUGUCUACGCCCCCAAGCCCUCCGCCGGUCCUCACAAGCAGCGUGAUUGCAUGCCCCUCAUCAUCUUCAUCCGUAACCGCCUAAAGUAUGCUCUCAACUACCGCGAGACCAAGGCCAUCCUCAUGCAGCGCCUUAUCAAGGUUGACGGCAAGGUCCGAACCGACAUGACCUACCCUGCUGGUUUCAUGGACGUCAUCACCAUCGAGAAGACUGGCGAGCACUUCCGACUCAUCUACGACACCAAGGGUCGCUACACCAUCCACCGCAUCCAAUCCGAGGAGGCCGAGUACAAGCUCGGCAAGGUCAAGCGAGUACAACUUGGCAAGGGCGGCAUCCCAUUCUUGGUCACGCACGAUGCGAGAACCAUCCGAUACCCUGACCCUUCGAUCAAGGUCAAUGACACCGUCAAGAUCAACCUAGCCACCGGCAAGAUUGACGACUUCAUCAAGUUCGACACUGGUGCCAUUGCCAUGGCCACUGGUGGUCGUAACAUGGGUCGUGUUGGUGUCAUCACUCACCGUGAGCGUCACGAUGGAGGUUUCAACAUCGUCCACAUCAAGGACGCCAUUGACAACACCUUCGCCACCCGUGAGAACAACGUUUUCGUCAUCGGUUCCGAGAAGCCCUGGAUCUCCCUACCCAAGGGUAAGGGUGUCAAGCUUACUAUUGCGGAGGAGCGUGACCGUCGCCGAGCCCACGCUCUUGCUGGUCACUAAAGGGGUUAAUCGGUAAAAAUAACAAAAACGGGAUCAGGCAGAGGGUUGUCUUUCACAAAGCAUGGGAACUGGAGUCUAUGGCAUAUCCAUUUUCGUUCUUACCAAAUGAGUAGGAUUCGUAGCUAAGGGUCAAUGAUAAUGAGGAUUAA
Molecule: messenger RNA, 1053 nt
Organism: Hypoxylon trugodes
Lineage: Eukaryota; Fungi; Ascomycota; Sordariomycetes; Xylariales; Hypoxylaceae
Product: ribosomal family S4e-domain-containing protein
Exons: 3
Coding region: 116-904 (262 amino acids)
Biological process (GO): translation
Cellular component (GO): ribosome; cytosolic small ribosomal subunit
Molecular function (GO): structural constituent of ribosome; RNA binding
Source: RefSeq, a predicted model, not a curated record